AUGCCGUUUGACGAUGACGAGAACCCUCUCCGCGUAGAGGGCGCCUCCUGCGGGGAUGACGCCCUCGAUGCGGAGGACGGCAUGGAGGAGGGCUUGCCUGACUACAAGCUCUUCUCGUCCAUGUUCCAGAAGAAAGGCGUGUCGAGCAAGACGAUCCGCAAGGGCGAAAAGGACUUUGAGUCGCACGGGACCAGAGCGCAAGACGGCGCUCUCGAGGCAAGCCGCAGCGCGCUCGAGGAGGUGCUGGGAUACACUCGGACACACCGGGCCGAGGCCUGGAUCAGAGCUUGGUACUUUCCCGACUGGUGGGCAGAAAAUCCAUCGGCGGUCGAGGAGGGGGCUGGGCACGAUCUACGGCUGCGGGAGAGAGUCGUGGUCGUCGAGCAGGAGAAGGGAAGUUGGAUGAAGGACAUUGGCAGGACCUUCUCGGGAAGCAAGGAGCAUCCUGGCGUCGGACGGCUGUGGCUUCUCCCCGAGGAAGCCCUAUACCUCGUCGAGAGGGGCACGAUUGACCUUUGGUGGCCGGACAGGCCUUUGGAAGAGGUCCUCCCGGUCGAUGGAGGAACAUCGCGGACGGGAUACGGGCACGACGACUACGACGUUGGAUUGCCUCUCAGCCUCGAGGCCGCAUACUGCCUGCUCGUCGGCCACGACGGCGAACAGGGCAAGAUAUCCUUACCCAAGCUGCAAGUCUAUUCCCAUCUCAAGCGCGCCGGCUUUCAUGUCCUGCGCGCGCCAUGGGCGGCGUUGCCCCCCUCUCCGUGCCAGGAGGCGCCAUCAUCAACAUCGGCACCAUUUCAGGGCCUCUGGCAGUGGCUCUUUGCCUUUGUUCGCCAGGGCACGCGGCCACCGGUGGCGAAUCUCUCGGGUCCGCUCGUCGCUCCAGGCAUCUACCGCGCCUACGGGCCCAUCUACCAGCAGCUCGCGAUCCUCCCUCGCCACAGGCCGAAGCCGGCGUGGCCAACGAGCGGACCCUCGGGUAACGAGCAGGAGGAGCCGUUUUGCGUGUUUUUCCACGUCUGGAAGCCGGCCGGCGUCCCCUUCUCCAAGAAGAAGCCACCGGCACCCGACUUCCGCAUCGCCGUGGCCGACACGGACAACUCGCACGUGCCGACUCUCGGCCAGGUGGACACGCUCUUGGCAUCUACGCCAUGGUGCCCGGCGGCGGAGACGAUGCAAGGGCACGGGAGGCUGUAUCAGCGGCUAAAGCACGGGUACAGGAACGUGCUGGUCGCCGUCGUCGACCGGGGUCUCGUGAACUUUAUACGCUUUGCCGAGGGGGCUUUCGGAGAGGAAAGGCUGUUUGAGCGCUUCGACGGGGGCAAGACGCACGUCCCAGCAGACGCCGACGACCCGAGACGGGAGGGAAACGACAUUGGCAACAUCAACCAUAGCUGCAGCAGCGGCAGCGGCAAGGAGAGGCAAGGCGAGGCAAGGCGAGGCAACGACGGUGGGACGCAAAUAUUGCGGCACAUGAUGGACAUUGUCCCAAGGCAAAGCCGAGGCCAGUCACUGCUGUCUGAUGCCUGUUGUCAGAAUGUAUCAAAGCCAUCGGAAGGAUAUUCCUGCAAGUAA
Messenger RNA from Drechmeria coniospora, 1575 nucleotides. RefSeq lists its product as uncharacterized. Gene Ontology annotation, cellular component: tRNA-intron endonuclease complex. The record is from RefSeq and is a predicted model, not a curated record. Bases 1 to 1575 code for a protein of 524 amino acids. NCBI's taxonomy places the organism in Eukaryota, Fungi, Ascomycota, Sordariomycetes, Hypocreales, Ophiocordycipitaceae. The transcript has 2 exons. Gene Ontology annotation, biological process: tRNA-type intron splice site recognition and cleavage.